UUAAAUAGCGUUUGUAGGAACUCUCAGGGUUUAUCUUGACAAUAACAGUACAUUAGAGACAACACAGAGUAUAACACACCAACUCGAACUGGUCGACGCGACAGUCGCCCUGUAGUAAUCUUGAUUGUAUGAGUGGCACUGAGUUAGCUCACAAGUCUACAACUUUUAUUAAGCACUAACGUGUUCCAAAAUCCAAGUGAAUAUAUGGACGUAUACUAAUACAAAUAAAUAUUGCUAUUAUUCUAUAACACUGAUUAAAAAAAUUAAGUACAUGAUCAAUCGCGUCUGAAUUGAUUUAUAUGGAAUGUACGCGCCGUGUCUAUUAUCUAGAGAUUAGAAAGAUUAGAAUCUUCCGCUCUAUCAGCUUGUCUAUUAAAAAUAAAAAUAUUCAUUUGCGUGUUUAACAAGCUGAUUAAGUAAGCGUAACAUUUAACGAAGCACCUAUACAAAGAGUGUGGAAAGGAAAUAUUUUAGCCAGAUUUAGAUUAUUCAAAACAUUAACAUGCCGCAGGAAACCGUCGGAACUUCAAACAACUCCUUCAGCGAUCUCAUUACUAAAGAGGAAGCGAUAAAUCUGGUAAAAGUUAUAGUAUCUCCGAACGCCGAACUCAUUGAUUAUAAGAUACGUCCUUACUCCGAUGAAAAAUUGGGAUUUUCCGGCUCACACCAGAAGCUUAUUUUGGAGUCAAAUAAACCUGGAGAUAGCAAAAAUGAGGUACGAAGCUUUUUUGUAAAGGCCAUGCCAUAUGAUAUAUCAAUACAGGCCGAUUAUGCUAGUGAGAAUGGGACUUUUUUGAAAGAAACCGAGUUCUUUCGUGAACUCGUGCCACUUAUGAUAAAGAACUACAAGGGUGAAGCAUGGGGUCCAAAGUGUUACCUCGUCAAGGGAAAGCAUUGUCUAGUUUUUGAAGAUUUAGGCCCCGAAGGAUUUUCGAACAGCAAAGAUAAAUUUUUAGAUGAAAAUUGUGUCAUGUCUGCUGUAGCUUGCAUUGCUCGACUGCAUGCUUCUUCGCUGCUGGCUGAAGAACUGCUCAAUGGAAAAUCUUUAAGAGAACUCUACCCAAACAUCUUCGAAGAAUCGGAGUACAGAAGAACUGGUCGUAACUAUGAGUGGUUCGUAGCAUGUAUAGAUUAUUUGAUUGUACUGGCUGAAGAAAUGGGCCUCGAUUCCAGCUGCUUAGCGAAGGCAUGCGAUCGAGUAUUCGACGUUUCUAUACCGUCUAAAACCAAACGCAACGUUUUAAGCCACGGUGACCUAUGGAGUAAUAAUAUAAUAUUUGACAAAGCAAACAGAUGCAGACUUGUCGACUUUCAACUCAUGAGAUACGCACCCAUUGCUCACGAUCUCAUGGUGCUUUUGUAUUUCUGUACACCAAGAGAAUUCCGUGAAUCAAAGGAAGCUCAAGUAAUUCAUCAUUAUUACAAGAUUUUUCAAGAAACGCUAAACCUUUGUGACUAUAAAGGACAAGUACCAAGUUUCGAGGAGUUGAAACAGGGAGUAGAAGAGCAAAGAUUGCCGGCUCUUAUUAUUGCAGCUGCUAAUUUCCAUAUGAUACUGAUGGACGGUAAAGAAGUAGCAGAAAUUAUGAAUGACCCAAAGGAGAGUGAAAUUUAUUUUUUUAAAGAACGAAAACGCUUCGUUGACAAGGUCAUGGCUCAGAAUCUGGUUUAUGCGAAAAGAGUGAAAGAUAUCACUCGUGAAAUGGUUGAGAUGUCUUUGAAAUUCGAUGAGUUCCCCAAACUUACGUAACAGGGUUUCAUAACGUAAAGUACGUGUUAUUAUAUUGACUAAUUGUUAAAAACAUAAAUUUAGCAUAAAAAUGUUAAAGAAACUUAAACAAAAAUAAGAUUACAGCUAGCAAAUAUUAGAUGGUAAUAAAUUUUAAUGAUAACGUAUACCACAAAUGGAGUUAAUUUAUUUAUCGAUAUUAGAAAUAUCUUUUAACAUUCCACCAAUGUUAAAAUUUCAAGCGGUUUAUCUUUCAUUCAAAAUUUACUGUAUAUUGUAUCUCAACAAAUACUUUUUACGUAUUUGCAUCUCGACAGAUUAAAAGUUCGUAUAUAUAAAUAAAAAAAUAUGUUUCUAUGGUUUAUGUAAUUAAAGUGUAAAAACAGGACUAAUAUAUGGUAUAUUAUAUGUCACUUAUUGAACUGUAACUGAAAAAUUAUGUAAUCAUUUUUUUUAUAGUGAACAAUCGAUGUAAAUGAACAAUAAAGUAAAAUUAAUUUCCGUGUUAAUGAGAUGGUUAA
Molecule: messenger RNA, 2250 nt
Organism: Phymastichus coffea
Lineage: Eukaryota; Metazoa; Arthropoda; Insecta; Hymenoptera; Eulophidae
Exons: 2
Coding region: 503-1750 (415 amino acids)
Source: RefSeq, a predicted model, not a curated record